This is a messenger RNA of Abrus precatorius (Indian licorice), 1332 nucleotides long. RefSeq names its product monoacylglycerol lipase ABHD6-like. The coding region runs from base 68 to 1015 and encodes 315 amino acids. NCBI's taxonomy places the organism in Eukaryota, Viridiplantae, Streptophyta, Magnoliopsida, Fabales, Fabaceae. The record is from RefSeq and is a predicted model, not a curated record. The transcript has 4 exons. Gene Ontology annotation, molecular function: catalytic activity.
UGAUCACCCAAUCACUUCCUUCAACCCAACAACAACAAUCUCAUUAACUUUCUCGAAACAAUCUUCAAUGGCGGGGUGUUUCAGCUUCACUGCCACGCGCGACCGGUGCUACCGCUACUCCUUCUCCAGCGCAGGCCUCAAAUCCACAACAACAGAUCUCGGAGGCGGAACCAUCAUGCAUUGCUGGGUCCCCAAAACCCCCAAACACUCCAAACCCUCCCUUCUCCUAAUCCACGGCAUCGGAGCCAACGCAAUGUGGCAGUGGAACCACUUCGUUUCACCCUUCACUCACCGCUUCAACGUCUACGUCCCCGACCUCCUCUUCUUCGGGGAUUCCUACUCGGCCCGCCCCGAUAGGUCCGAGUCCUUUCAGGCCCGCUCCGUCGCGGCCCUGUUGGAGGCUCACGGUGUUCACAAAACGAGCGUUGUCGGCAUAAGCUACGGUGGCUUCGUGGCCUACAGCAUGGCGGCCCACUUCCCUGAGCGAGUUGAGAAGGUGGCGCUGUGUUGCACUGGGGUUUGUUUGGAAGAGAGAGACAUGGACGAAGGGAUGUUUAAGGUGAAGAGCGUUGACGACGCCGUUAAUAUUUUGCUUCCACAGACGCCAGAAAAAAUGAGGGAGCUCGUGCAACUCGCGUUUGCCAAACCCAUCAAACUCAUGCCCACAUGUUUUCUUACUGAUUUCAUUCAUGUGAUGUGCACUGAAAACCGCCAGGAGAGAAAAGAACUAAUCGAAGCAUUGCAUAAGGAUAGAAAACUUGCUAAUCUUCCUAAGAUAACCCAGCCAACAUUACUAAUCUGGGGAGAACAAGACCGGGUAUUCCCAUUAGAAUUAGCUCACAGGCUGAAGAGGCAUCUUGGAGAGAAGGCACAACUAGUGGUUAUUAAGAAUGCAGGGCAUGCACUCAAUAUAGAGAAACCCAAGGAGAUGUACCUGAAUUUAAAAUCAUUCCUCAUUGAUCCCAUUACACCAUCUAUGCAAGAAAACCACAGUAAUUCUCGCAAGGUGGAUUAGCAAGGUCGACCUAGAGAAUGGAAAAGAUUUAAUUUUCAGCAUUAUGAAUAUACUUUUCUAUAUGCUUACAUUGUCAGCCAUGCUGUUCUUUUUCUCGGAUAGGAUGAAAAGGGAUAGUAUGUAUGUAAAUCGGGUUCUCUGUAGAGAAAUAGAAGAGUGCAUCUUCUGCCAAUUUAAUGAAUGUAGAUGGGCCUUAGAAAAUCAAUUUUAUUGAUCAUCGACUAUGAAAUCAUAAUUCAGAACACUGGGCUAGGGAUAGAGUCCGAUUCAAAGAAAGUUAUUACUAAGGAAACAUGGAUUGCAUGUGUAAUAAUAUC